Suillus subalutaceus is the source of this 465-nucleotide messenger RNA. RefSeq lists its product as uncharacterized. The coding region runs from base 1 to 465 and encodes 154 amino acids. NCBI's taxonomy places the organism in Eukaryota, Fungi, Basidiomycota, Agaricomycetes, Boletales, Suillaceae. The record is from RefSeq and is a predicted model, not a curated record. The transcript is spliced from 3 exons.
AUGCCCACAUUUACGUUAUCCCUUGAGGGCGUCGGAAAGGUCAUUACAAUUCGUUUGAAGCGUCAAGGACACACACAACACAACACGAGAACCGCCGACCAUGAGGAUGGCUCUAUCCCUACAGACCUCUCUAGUCCAGUUCCUGCACCAAUUCAUUCUUCGAAUUCUUCGCCAAAUGCUGUUUCUGCAAGCAGUGAACCAGGUCUCGAAGAAUUCUCCAAUGGCACCGGCUUUCCUUCCGCAGAGUACCCUUGGGGUGCAUCCCGUGCCCGCGAAGCUCUCGACAUCGUUCAGCGGAUUAUUGGGAAUCCUUCAAGUAAUGAAUGGCCAUCACAGACACGCAAUCAGAACAAGGCGGCCUUAGAUGACCUGCAUUUGCGACUCCAUCGACUAUGCUGCUAUUUGUGCAACGCCCCACCUGCCCUAGAUCGUCGUGAACAUUCCCGGAGAGACCCUCUUAGCUAG